GGUUCCAAUUUAUCAUUGAAUAGUCCAUCCAUCAAUCAACUAGCUCUCUCUCUCUCUCUCUCUCUGUGGCGACCAAUUUGAUCGGAUAUUCAGUUGCCUCGCAAUGGAUGUAACCUCAUCAGAACUGGUCUUCGAUUUCCCCUUCUUUAUCAGAGCAUACAAAGACGGCCGUAUAGAGAGACUCAUCGGCACCGAUGUCGUCCCCCCGUCGACCAAUCCUGUCACCGGAGUCCAGUCCAAGGACGUCGUUCUAGUCCCGGAGACCGGCCUUUCCGUCCGGCUCUACCUCCCCAAAACCGCCGCCGACCCGGGACACAAGCUCCCUCUUCUGCUCUACUUCCACGGCGGUGGCUUCUGCAUAGAGACUGCCUCCUCGCCGACGUACCACAACUAUCUCAAUUCCCUCGUCGACGAGGCCAAAGUAGUCGUGGUGUCGGUCGACUACAGACGAGCCCCCGAGUACCCUCUCCCGGUAGCUUACGACGAUUCCUGGGCCGCCGUCAAAUGGGCUGCUUCACACUCCGCAGGAGGCGGCCCGGAGAUGUGGCUGAACGACUAUGUCGACUUUGAUCGUGUGUUCUUCGCCGGAGAUAGCGCCGGAGGUAACAUAGCCCACAACAUGGCGUUGCGAAUCGGGUCGGAGGGGAUCAACGGAAUCAAGGUUGUGGGUAUGGUCCUGAUCCACCCGUUCUUUUGGGGAAAGGACCCAAUUGGAGUUCCCGAUCAAGGCGAUGGCGGCGCUCCUCCGUCGGGGCUCGCAGACAAGCUGUGGAUGUUCGUUUGUCCGACGUCAAGCGGGUCAGACGACCCGCUGAUCAACCCGGUGAAGGAUCCGAAGUUCGGAAGCCUGGGCUGCGUGAAGGUGCUGGUUUGUGUUGCCGAGAAAGAUUCGCUGAGAGAUAGGGGGAGGUAUUACUGCGAGGAACUGGGGAAGAGUGGUUGGCGAGGGACGGCAGAGAUUAUGGAGGCCGCUGGAGAGAACCAUGUCUUCCAUUUGUUCUCGCCCGCUACCGACAACGCCGUGGCCAUGCUCAAGCGCGUGGCUUCGUUCAUCAAUGAUGAGGGUAAUUCCUAGGGUGCCUUUUGUCCUUUCCUUUAAGAUAAUGGCCUCAAAUAUAUAAUUGAUAAAAUAAUGAAAUGUGAUGACUUUUGAGUUUGAAGAAUCUUUAGCCCCAAAAGACACUCGUAUUUUAUAAUCAUAUUGAGUCGAUUCUGAGUUUCGUAAAAUUCACUCUUUACUCAUUUAUAAAUGAGUUUGUUUAUUUAUAA
Messenger RNA from Diospyros lotus (date-plum), 1269 nucleotides. RefSeq names its product probable carboxylesterase 12. Gene Ontology annotation, molecular function: hydrolase activity. The coding region runs from base 104 to 1075 and encodes 323 amino acids. NCBI's taxonomy places the organism in Eukaryota, Viridiplantae, Streptophyta, Magnoliopsida, Ericales, Ebenaceae. The transcript has a single exon. The record is from RefSeq and is a predicted model, not a curated record.